Molecule: messenger RNA, 1025 nt
Organism: Glycine soja
Lineage: Eukaryota; Viridiplantae; Streptophyta; Magnoliopsida; Fabales; Fabaceae
Product: mitochondrial import inner membrane translocase subunit TIM23-2-like
Exons: 1
Coding region: 152-718 (188 amino acids)
Biological process (GO): protein import into mitochondrial matrix
Cellular component (GO): TIM23 mitochondrial import inner membrane translocase complex; mitochondrial inner membrane
Molecular function (GO): transmembrane protein transporter activity
Source: RefSeq, a predicted model, not a curated record
UAACCGAACCGAACCGGACCCUUAACGCGCCGCCAUACUCCAAAUCAUAACCCUCCACACAGCGUCGUUCUUCUGCAAUUCUCUGAUUCAUUCCUUUCUCUCUCAAAACCCUAACCCUAACCCCAAUCCCCAGAGUCUGGAAGCCUCUCCAAUGGCGUACCAGACCCCCGAUCAAGAUUCAGGUUCCGAUCCGAAGACCCCAACGCGCCUCUACAACCCCUACAAGGAUCUCGAAGUCCCCAUUCGCAACCUCUACCAGCUCCCAACCUCCCCGGAGUACCUCUUCGUCGAGGAGGCCCGCCGCAAGCGCCGAUCCUGGGGCGAGAACCUCACCUUCUAUACCGGCUGCGGCUACCUCUCCGGCGCUGUCGGUGGCGCCGCCUCCGGCCUCGUCGGCGGCGUUAAAUCCUUCGAGUCCGGCGACACCGCCAAGCUCCGCGUCAACCGCGUCCUCAACUCCUCCGGCCACGCCGGCCGCGCCUGGGGCAACCGCCUCGGCGUCAUCGGCCUCCUUUACGCCGGCAUCGAGAGCGGGAUCGAGGCAACGAGGGACACCGACGACGUCUGGAACAGCGUCGCGGCGGGACUCGGCACCGGCGCGCUGUAUCGUGCAGCGAGAGGGGUGCGUUCGGCGGCGGUGGCGGGCGCCGUCGGCGGCGUCGUGGUUGGAGUCGCUGUCACGGCGAAGCAGGCUUUGAAACGCUACGUGCCUAUAUGAUGAGAACAAAACUUUGUGUGAGCGCUUAAUUUUUUUCUUCCUUUUUUUGGGGGGUUACUAUCAAUUUUGAGCGAUUGUUAGGUAUAAGCAUUAUUAUACCAGCAUGUGGCAGCGUUGCUGUUGCAAACAAUUGGUUUUAUUAUUAUGCAUAUUUUUUUUUCAGCUUGAUAAUGACUAACCUUUCUAAUGUAAUUUGUCGAAACAUCUUGCAUGAAUAAUUGGGACGGCUUUAAUGCUGGAUAUAUAGUAUCAAGAAUAUUGUUCCUCUUUCGGUGGAUGCAAAUGGAAGAUUAUGUUAACGGUGUCA